UUGUAAAUCAGCAAUUGGACUUGACGCAAUCCAAUUAGUUAGAUCAGUGUUAAGUAAUACAGUACUGUUUAAAAUAUAUGUUGGAAACUAUUGGGGAAAAUAAAGUUCUGCUUUUUUGGUUCCUAUUGAAUCGCGAAUGCGCGAAACACCGUGAACGAGUGAAGAUUCUGACCGAGGAUUCCAUUCUGAUUGGAGAAUGGAAUUGAAAGAGAAGAAAUUUGACUUGUUAAUGGAUUCAUAAACGGGGCCUAAAGUUUUUCUGAUUCAAAAUAAAAGAAUGUGCGUCAAUUGUAUGCGCUUCUCAUUGAGACACUACGUUAUGAUCCGGUGCUUGAGGAGAUAAUAAGCAGCUCACAGAUGCUUCGUGGUCCAAAGAAACUCCCCUUGAACUUGGCCAAGGUUCUGGUAUAUGACUUGUUAUUUGGGAAGGGUGUUCAGUGUGGUGGUCGCUGGAAGGCAACUAUCUUUGCAAACAGGGCUAGACUACAGGCCGAGCUUGCAAAGCUGAAGGUCAAAAAUAAGGUCAGCAGUAAUAAGGAACUGGUGACUUCACUGGGUGGUACUGUUGCUGGGCCCACUAUUCCUCGGUAUGCCCGUGUGAAUACACUUAAGACGAGCAUCAGUGAUGUUGUUGCUUACUUCAAGCGUCAAGGCUAUACCUAUCUUGGUAAGGCACGGAGCAUAGAAGAACUUGGAAAGUUUUGGCAGCAGCCUGGGAAGAAGUUCAUACAGGAUCUCCAUGUCCCAGAUCUGUUGGUUUUUCCUCCUGACACUGACUUUCAUGAGGACUAUUUAUACACAGCAGGACACCUUAUAUUACAGGACAAGGCAAGCUGUCUCCCAGCUAUGCUUCUCUCCCCUCCUGUGGGUUCAUCUGUUAUUGAUGCCUGUGCUGCUCCCGGAAACAAGACAAGUCAACUAGCUGCACUAAUAAAAAACAGGGGAAAAGUAUUUGCAUUUGAUUUGGAUACCAAACGUUUGGCUACAAUGAGCACCCUUUUGCUACGAGCAGGAGUCACAUGUCACGAGCUUGCCAAUAAGGAUUUCCUUACAGUUGAUCCAAAUGACCCGAAGUAUCAAAAAGUUACCCAUAUCUUGGUAGACCCAUCCUGCAGUGGAUCUGGAAUACCAGACCAUGGGAGGGCUCUUGGAGAAGAAGCAGAGAAGACGGACAGACUAAAGGCAUUGUCUGGAUUCCAGCAACGUGCUGUCUCUCAUGCUCUCGGCUUUCCUUCAGUGCAGCAUGUUGUCUAUUCCACCUGUUCUAUCUACCAGCAGGAGAAUGAGGAUGUGGUGAAGAGCAUUCUAGAGCAAAACCCAGACUUCAAAUUAUUGAAUGCACUGACUUCGUGGCCCAUUCGAGGACUGAGUACUUUCCCAGAUGCUAAUUAUUGCCUUAGAGCCUCACAGUCUGAAACACUCACCACUGGCUUCUUUGUUGCAGCUUUCCAGCGCAGGGAUAAGGAGGAUAAACUAAGUCUAGUGCCUACAGAAGCAGAAACAGACAUCCCCAAUUCUGAAAAUGUUAAUGAAUAUUUAAGAAGUGAUGAAACUACAGACUCUAUCAAGAAAUUGCAAAGUGAACAAAAAAGGAAAAAGGAGCUUCCUUUACAAGAUUCAGACUGCCUUACAAAGAAAACGCGGAAAAGAAAGAAACGCAAGAUUUGUUUAUCAUGAAACGCCCAUAUAUUUUUAUAUUUAUAAAGCAGUAAUAACCAUCUUCACAAAUGUUUCAGGUUGGAGAAGUAAAUGUUUUUAAAACAUAGAUUUUUCAUUCGCAAAUACUCUAUGGUCACAUGUGCCACUUUCUGCUGCCUUGGACAAUCACAAAUGAUUCAUUUUAAUUUUCAAAGAAUAAUAAACCUACAUUAUUUUAUAUUAGGAACAGAGAACAAUAAACAUUCUUGCAUAAGUAUGAAAA
Bombina bombina (fire-bellied toad) is the source of this 1921-nucleotide messenger RNA. RefSeq names its product NOP2/Sun RNA methyltransferase 5 (gene NSUN5). Gene Ontology annotation, molecular function: methyltransferase activity. Gene Ontology annotation, cellular component: nucleolus. Bases 358 to 1677 code for a protein of 439 amino acids. The transcript is spliced from 11 exons. NCBI's taxonomy places the organism in Eukaryota, Metazoa, Chordata, Amphibia, Anura, Bombinatoridae. Gene Ontology annotation, biological process: rRNA base methylation. The record is from RefSeq and is a predicted model, not a curated record.